Molecule: messenger RNA, 2370 nt
Organism: Guillardia theta CCMP2712
Lineage: Eukaryota; Cryptophyceae; Pyrenomonadales; Geminigeraceae
Exons: 1
Coding region: 1-2370 (789 amino acids)
Source: RefSeq, a predicted model, not a curated record
AUGUCUUUGUCAUUACAUUCGUUCGCAUCGGUUUCUCAUCUUUUAGAGCAGCAGUCAGAGAGUGCUAGUGACAACUUCCUUCAAGUCUGGAGGAAUUGUGUGAAGACUGGAGCAACCAACGCCAGAAAUCCAAGUUGUCUGUCCUUGCUGUCCGAAUCCGAAGCUGAGACGUUGUCUCAUCUCGGAAGGCCUCUCACAUAUCAACGAGGACAUGUGCUCUUCCGACAUGAUCAAGAUAGCACGUACAUCGGUGUCGUCAUUGCAGGCAGAUUUCGGGUGUCUCAUACACAACCGCAACUCAGGAAUGUUGUUCCUGAUUUUCUAGAAAUGGGAGACACGGUGGGAGAGUAUACAUUUGCACUUGAUGGACAGAUUGCUGGUGGAAAGCGAGAAGCGACUGUUGUCGCAGAGGUCGACGAGAGCUGCGUCUUUGCCAUCGACUACAAGAAGUUUGCCACGUACAUCGAUGAUUUGCCUCGCCCAAGGAACGAAUCCUUACGAGCCGAGAUUGCGCUUUUGCUCAUCCCGCAUCUCUACCCCGAAAUGAAGAGACAGCACUUUCGGAGGACGAGGUCUUCUGUCUCUGACAUCUCCUCGUCGCUGGUGUCUACCCCUGGGCGAUCCGGAAACAGGUCAAGAGUUUCUCCCGUCACGAUCUUGAACUUAGACUCGGUAGCGGAGUGCUCCUGGAUAGGCAAGAGGAAGCACCAGGAAGCUUCUGUGGCAGCCAAUGCCCUGCUGGCGAAUGAUGUUCAAGUUCCACAGGUGGCGUUCUUCAACAACGGAGAGAUCUCGUCGUGGUAUUUUGGAAACUUCAACUCGUUGAUGAGGAGGAGCAGAGAAAGAAUGGCCUCAUGGCAGCUCCUGGAAGAGCUCACCAAGAAGUCAACUACUUCAGACAGGAGAGAUGGGGCCAUUGCCCUCCUCGUCUGCUGCAAGAAUGGAAAGGACCCGUGCACUGAAUCAGUCCAAUGUCGAUUUCUUGACAAGAAACGAUUGGAGAUGAUUCUUUCCGGCGCAAAGUCAAACCAGUUCACUGGAUACAUUGUGAAAUUUCAGAGGGAAAAUCACUCAUCACAUCGCGAGUAUAUCUUGCAAUGUCUUUGGAGUCAACAUUCGUUCUCAGUAGAAUGGGUCAAAGAAUCUGACCUCGAAUGUUUCACUCAGGUUCAUAUUCCUUCCCAUUUCAAUCGAAGCAGCUCCAAACGAUUACAAAGCAAGAUGAGAAUCAAAUAUCACAAGUUUAUUCCAGGUUCCCUGUCAUUGUUCGGCGAUCAUCUGAUCACUGCAAACAAAUUCAAGACUUCUGCGACAGACACCAGCUCUCAAAAACAAGAACCUCCGCCGUUAGAGGAAGAGGAUGUCGUUGUGGACAGUGAGAUCAUUGAUCUCAAGACUAGAGAGCUCUUGAAGUCUGCUUGUCAAAAAAUUGCUGCCACUGUGAUGGAGAACGCGAAUGAAAGCUCUACAGCGAGAGCGAAGGCUGAAUUGGAUGCGAAUCAAUACGGACGAAAUCAAGUUUCCGACUUCAUUUCUCUCGAAACUAUGACAUGUUUCUUCAAAAUAUCCAAGAUGGGAAAACCUGUUCUUCUACAUUGCAGUGCUGCCAUGAGCCACCCUGAGACUACAACGGCCAUUCCUGAAAGUGCAAAGAAUGAGCUGAUGGAUCCGAAGUUUGAAACUUUCCGCUACUUUGCUGCUCUGGGAUCUGAUCAAGUGAGAUUAAGCGGCAUGGGCGAGAGGGCAUUCCUACUUGACUUUACAGAGUUUCUUGCUCUCUUGACUCAGAUCGGUUUGCUCUAUCGAUACACAUCAGUCACAGAUGCUUCUUCCAGCUUCAAACAGGUCUGCAUGACGUCAAGUGUCGAAGAUGGUCAACUAGACUACGCCAAGUACUGUGCCUGCAUGCGUAUUCUGUCUUCAAAGCUCCGGCUGGACAAGGACGAAGCGCAAGAGGUUGCGAGGGAUGACCGGUCAGAAAGAAAUGUGGCGAGAAUGUCUAGCGAAGUGUCGAACAUCUCUUCCAUCAAGGAGGAGAGCUCGUUCAAGGAAGAGGGUCAAGAGCUUCAGGUAGGACUCCAGCAGGUUAAAAAGAGUCAAAAGGUUCAUCGCAAGAGAAUGGGCAGGAUUCUCGCGUCGGCCAUCAUUGCGGCCAACGAGACCGAGGAGUUCGAGAAGCGGGUGGCAGAUCGGGAGGAGAAGUAUCAGAUGCGGAUCGCAGAGUACAGGAAGAAGAUACAGCAGAAAGCUGCUGCAGACAGGAAAGCUGUGGAGCAAAAGUUGGAGCGGGCCCAGCAUAAGGCAGAGGAGAAGCACAGGAUGGCUGAAAUGAAGGCCAAUGAAACUUGGGAGAGAGUACACGAGAAGUGA